UGUUGAUUAGAUAUACAAGAUGAGUUAGAUGGAUUUCAAUAUUAUAAAAAGAUUAAAAUAAAUGUGAUAUCAUCAAUCAUUCUAGAAUCUUUUUACAACCAACUGAUUUAUGCCAUUUCUAAUAGAUGAUUUGAAGCCAUCUCAAUAUUGUGUAAAUGAGGAAUGAUAGCAUCAAAUAUAUCCUAUUAAGAAAGAAACUCAAAUAAUCCAUCUGAUCCUAUCAGUAGAACUUUAUCAAUGAUUUCUAAUGUGAAAUUAAAUACUUCUGGUUUAUCAAUAACUCCUACUUUUUUAGCCACUUCAUCUCCCAUAGAUCUUGUCAUAGCCAAUCCAGGAACAUUAGCAUUAUUCCAUACUCUUAAUGGACCAUAAGGUAGACCUUUAGAAUUUCUAUAUGAAUCUAUCCUACCACCAUAAUUUAUUAUUCUUUAGGCUUCAUCUGCACAAUGAGGUUUGUGAUCC
Molecule: messenger RNA, 462 nt
Organism: Paramecium sonneborni
Lineage: Eukaryota; Ciliophora; Oligohymenophorea; Peniculida; Parameciidae
Source: the annotation of a GenBank genome assembly